AGGUGUCCUGUGACGGCCCUUGAUCAGCAAGGCUGGAAGUCAUGUAGAAGCCACAGUAACUGCAGAGUCUCUGAUGGAUAAUUGGAUUGAGCUAAGAUCACAGCUAACAAGUGAUGAAGCAGCCUUUCUUUUACUGGAGCUCAGGGAGUAAUAUGUGGGAGGCUGUGGACUAUUUGCUUCCGACAUAGGAACAGCACUGGGUUGGGAAUCUGCACUUCAGAGAGAAUGCUGGGAAUCUGCAGAGGGCGACGGAAAUUCCUGGCUGCCUCUCUGACCGUCCUUUUUGUCCCAGCCAUUACAUGGAUUUAUCUGUUUGCUGGGAGUUUUGAAGAUGGGAAGCCAGUGUCACUGCCUCCACUUGAAUCCCAGCCCCACAGUCCUCGGUACAUGGCGUCAAGCCAGCAGGAGCGUGAGAGCUUGGAAGUCCGCAUGCGGGAGGUGGAGGAGGAGAACCGUGUGCUUCGCAAGCAGCUCAGCCUGGCACAGAGUCGCAGCCCCUUGCACCACCGAGGCAAUCACUCCAAAACCUUUUCCAUGGAAGAGGGGACAGGCGACAGCGAGAGCCUGCGGGCUGGCAUUGUGGCAGGGAACAGCUCUGAGUGUGGGCAGCAACCAGCAGUGGAAAAAUGUGAGACCAUUCACGUUGCCAUUGUUUGUGCAGGGUACAAUGCCAGUCGGGAUGUUGUCACACUUGUCAAGUCUGUCUUAUUUCACAGGCGAAACCCACUCCACUUCCACCUCAUCGCAGAUGCAAUUGCUAAACAGAUCCUGGCAACUCUGUUCCAGACAUGGAUGGUCCCUGCUGUGCGCAUAGACUUCUAUGAUGCAGAUGAGCUCAAGUCGGAAGUGUCUUGGAUCCCCAACAAACACUACUCUGGGAUUUACGGGCUGAUGAAGCUGGUUCUGACUAAGACUCUACCUUCCAAUCUUGAGCGAGUUAUUGUCCUCGACACAGACAUAACAUUUGCCACUGACAUUGCUGAGCUAUGGGCCGUCUUUCACAAGUUCAAAGGGCAGCAGGUUCUUGGCUUGGUGGAGAACCAAAGCGAUUGGUAUUUAGGCAACCUUUGGAAGAAUCAUCGUCCCUGGCCAGCACUUGGGAGGGGCUACAAUACAGGGGUUAUCUUGCUGCUUCUUGAUAAGUUACGGAAGAUGAAAUGGGAGCAGAUGUGGAGACUCACAGCAGAGCGGGAGUUAAUGAGCAUGCUGUCCACUUCACUGGCUGACCAGGAUAUCUUCAAUGCAGUCAUCAAACAAAAUCCCUUCCUUGUCUACCAGCUCCCAUGUUUCUGGAAUGUGCAGCUGUCUGAUCAUACCCGUUCUGAACAGUGCUACAGAGAUGUGUCUGACCUGAAGGUGAUUCACUGGAACUCACCAAAGAAGCUGCGGGUGAAAAACAAGCACGUGGAGUUUUUCCGCAACCUCUACCUGACAUUCCUGGAAUAUGAUGGGAAUUUGCUGAGACGAGAACUCUUUGGCUGCCCCAGUGAGGCAGAUGUUAACAGUGAAAAUCUCCAGAAACAGCUGUCUGAGCUGGAUGAGGAUGACUUAUGUUAUGAAUUUCGUCGAGAACGUUUCACUGUCCACCGCACUCAUUUGUAUUUUCUACAUUACGAAUAUGAACAUGCUUCAGACAAUACAGAUGUAACACUGGUGGCUCAACUAUCAAUGGACAGGCUCCAGAUGCUUGAAGCCAUCUGCAAACAUUGGGAAGGUCCAAUCAGCCUGGCACUCUAUCUUUCUGAUGCAGAAGCCCAGCAAUUUCUGCGCUACGCCCAGGGCUCAGAAGUACUUAUGAGCCGCCACAAUGUCGGCUACCAUAUCGUGUAUAAGGAGGGACAGUUCUAUCCUGUGAAUCUGCUAAGGAAUGUGGCCAUGAAGCAUAUCAGCACACCAUACAUGUUUCUGUCUGACAUUGACUUCUUGCCCAUGUAUGGACUCUACGAGUACCUCAGAAAGUCUGUCAUCCAGCUAGACCUGGCUAACACCAAGAAAGCUCUGAUUGUACCUGCUUUUGAGACCUUACGCUACCGCCUCUCCUUCCCCAAGUCAAAAGCAGAGCUGCUAUCUAUGUUGGACAUGGGAACCCUCUUCACAUUCAGGUAUCACGUCUGGACAAAAGGGCAUGCACCAACAAACUUUGCCAAGUGGCGAACAGCCACCACACCCUACCGUGUUGAGUGGGAAGCAGACUUUGAGCCAUAUGUUGUUGUGAGGAAGGACUGCCCGGAGUAUGACAGGCGUUUUGUUGGAUUUGGCUGGAACAAAGUAGCUCACAUCAUGGAACUGGAUGCGCAGGAGUACGAGUUCACAGUGCUGCCCAACGCCUACAUGAUCCACAUGCCGCAUGCCCCCAGCUUUGACAUCACCAAGUUUCGCUCCAACAAGCAAUACCGCGUCUGUCUCAAGACCCUGAAGGAGGAGUUCCAACAGGAUAUGUCGCGCCACUAUGGCUUUGCAGCCCUCAAAUAUCUCACGGCAGAGAACAACAGCUAGCACAACAGAGCCCAUGUGCAGGAAACAGGGACACAGGAGGGAAGAGCCACUCAAUGUUUGAGGCCCAGUCUUCAAACUUCGAACUGAGAAAUACUUUCUGGUUUUAUAUCAUACUCAGCAGUUCUAUCAGUAGAAAUUUGAAGUGACAUGUCUUCGAACUAUGCUCAUUCAUCCCUUUCCCAAAUACCCCAAGCCUUUCAGCUUUAGCAUUUGUGAGGUGUCAGCAAGAGGGGCCAGCCUCACGCCCACCAUGCUGCCAGAGGUGGGGAAUGGGCAGGGGCUGGGAAUGCAUUCUGAUGUCCUAACUGCAGAGCAAAGACAGAGAAUGUAGGAUUUCAUGUUGCUAUUUAAUAAUUUGACAUGCUUUUUAUCUGUAAAGGAAGAUCUUCGGAUCGCUGUCCUGUGAAUUUCAAAUCUGCACUACUCUAAAAGGGAACUUUCACCUGUGAACUUUCACAGGGACCCUUUUAACAUGGAUGACCUUGUUAAUGCAGGAUGAGCCAAAAGUCUGAAUUAGCCUUGAAAACGAAGGGGACGCUUAUACAAUACUUCACUCCAGAGAAGAUGUAUUACUGGGUUGUGUAUACAUGAUAGCAGUUGGUCUUUUAGUCUCAAAUUAGUUGUUUUAUCAUGAUAAUCCCCUAUACCCCACCUUACCUUUUCCCCAGUCCUAAAUGCUGCUUCUUUUCUUGCCAAGGAAAUGUCUCCCUUGUGGUUUUUUUCCCAUCUUCAGUUCUGGUGGUCCAGUAAAGAAGUAGCUCUGCCAGAAAGUGAACACAACUUGUCAGUGUAUGGUGUUUUUUUGCCAGAGCAACUUGUUUGUGUGUGUUUCAUAAAAUAAAGGGCCUGGCUGUAACUCUUUAUCUUUUUUAGGCAGGAAUUGGAUUUUGCCUAUAAGGCAUGUUGUGCGGGGGGAUAUAUUGAUUUGUAGGCUUAUUUCAGUGCACACCCAUCCAUGAAAACAUUGGGCCUGGGCUUUACGUGGACUUCUUCGCUGAAUAGGUAACAUAAACAUGGCAACUAGUAGCCUUGGUGCUCUCCUGCUACCUGCUGCAAGGUCUUAGAACUACUUCAUUAAAGGAGUUUAUAAUUAAAAGGAGCAGAACUGUUAGGAAUAAACUCCCCAUUUGAGGGGGAAAGAAGAAUGUAUUGGAAAUCUGAAAGUGAGUGUUUACCUGAACUGGUAAAGUUCACAAUUUGGGUACACACAGGAGUAUGCUGGAGGGUGGACAGGAAACCUAACAACUAAAAUGCAGAAACAAAACACUGGACUUUUUACCAUUUUCUUUAUUCUUCAGAAUUCAUAUUGUGUUUACAUGGGAUGAAGAGAUGAGGUUUAAUGCACUACCCCUUGCAGGACUAUUUGUAAUUUCUGUUGCAAUUUUAAUAGAGAAAGCAGAAACAAAUCAGUGAGAAAUGCAUCAGUCUCCGUAUCCCAGAUCGCCAUACAACCACUGCCUGAGUUGGGAAAUGGAUCCACAUGCGUUCUCUCACUUUUUUUCCAUUUUGUUUUUCAGCCACUGGUCUUUCUACUUUCCUCCCCACCUCAUCCCUCUAGAGCUUGUUUUUAUUUCUAACAUGACAUUUUGUGAGAGCUUUCUGUCAUGGUGGAAACCACACAUUUAAACUACAAAUAUCAGUUCAUCAUGCUGUGUAUAUACAAGAUAACCCAAAAAAGGCAACAUCUUUGACAAGAAAUAAAAAGGGGUGGGAGGCUACAUGUAAUUUUCACUUUUUCCCCUGAGAGUGUUGGCUGUGUAAGAAUACAUCCCUGCAUAAUUUUCCAAAGUGCUUUUCUUCUGUUCUUAAUGGCUUUGUGUAGAGAUUUGCAUAAAAAGCUGGGAAGAGCUGUGAAGAAGUGAAAUGAGUGUUUAGUCAUGGCUAAGAUACAUUGUUUUAAAAAACCCAAAAUCUUAACUCCCCAAAUCCCAUAUUACUCACCAUUAAGGACUCAGGUCACUGUGCAUACUGAGAUUGAGAAAAACCCUGCAGCGCAAUCCUGUUGAUUAGCCAGUGUGCGGAAAGAUAUCAAAGGCUGAUCAAAAGAGAGGCUAACACUGGUUGUUCCUACAUACAGCCUCCAGUCAGAACUUCAGUGUGGCCACCAUUAUGUUUCAUAUUAAAAGCUUUCAUUUCCACAUGUUUAUUUCUCCUUGGCUGAACAAUGUUGCCCAAGGAUGGAUUGGAUUACCCUGCAGCAGCAUAACCUGGAGUGUAACCUGUAUGUUCUUUGGAUGUGUCAUUAUCGACAUGAACGUUAUUCUCUCCUUGGUCACGAGAUGCAGAUAGGGGAGCAGGGAGGUAAUCAUUUGCUACUUGCCUGUCUGUACAGCAAGUCAUGAAACCUGGGUAGGUUUAGGUGAGCUAGUUACACCAGCUCAAAGAUUGGUAGUAGGUUCAAAGAGCCCCCUUUUUUUCCUUAUAGACACUGUACUGACUUGUAUCUGUCAUGUCAUGUUUGUCUAUGUGUUUCAUAAUUUGGGAGGUGUUGGGAUUGGGGUUUUUUAACAUGUUUCAGCCAAUUUACAUAACAGCAGAUUAGGAUUACAUAUCUGUCUGUAACUGCCAGGGCUCCUCCAACACCGUGAAAAAAACACCACUGACAAUGAAAGUCCCCAACACGGUUAUAACACUGACAGUCUUCCAGCCCCCUGCUGUAGUAGGUAUUUGCUAGCAACUUUGUUACUUAAUUCUCAAUUUUCUCCUGAAAUCUUCAAGAAAGAUAAACCUGGUUACUUAAUGCCUUUGAUUUAUUGAUUUGUUCUACCGACUUCUCUCUUGAAUCUUCAGUCUAUGACCUCUCCUUAUCUUUGAUAUUUGGGAAGUGAGAGUCUCUCAGAUAUCAUUCUAGCACCUUCUCUGGUGAAGACUGAUGCAAAUAAAUCAUUUAGAUUCUUGACAAUGUCCUUAUUGUUUUUAAUUGUUUCUUCUACGUAAUGUUUGGGGUGGCCUGCUGUUUUCUGCUUUUGGCAUACUGAGCAAAUAUGUAUUUUCAGUUUUAACUUCCUACUAUUUGCUCUUCAAAUUUCUCCUUACCUUGCUCAACUCCAUCUUAACCAUUACAUACCUUCCUUUCAGCUUUACAGAGGUUUUAUUUCCAUUCUCUGAAGGUUUCCUGUUUGGCCUGUAUAACUUCUAAAAUUUCCAAUUAAGUCAUACCAUCAUUUCCUUGUCCUUGUCUUCCAUUUAUCUAAGGGGAUACCAUACUCCAUGGCUGUUUAUAAGCCCUUUCCAUUUUUAAUCUUAGGAUUUCAGUUUUCUUUUUAUUUAGAGCCACUGAUUCUUUAAAAAGAAAGAAGGGGUUUGGGGUUUAAAUUUUUAUAUCAAAUAUCACCCUACUAUGUUUUGAGGAUUUGUAUUUUUUUCUUUGCUAACCUUUUCCUAGUCAAGGUAUCAGAAAUAAAACCUUAGAAAAUUCUUUUGUUCUUCUAAUUUGGCCUCUUAUCUUGAUACAUUUAGCUCUAUAUCUCCCUUUUACCCCUCCACUCUGAAACAUUGACACUUAUGAGUCACUGCAAACUUCUCAGUCCCAAAGUCUGAACUAUGUAUUUCCCAGCACCUUCUGACAUCCCACUACAUUUCAGACAUAAUUAUUAUUCCAAAUAAUAAUCUACUGUCUGGCACAUAAUCCUGUCUGUUUUCAUGCUUUUCCCUUUGAUAUAACAGGCUUUGCUAGUUUUAAAUAUUGGGCAAAGCACUUGGCCUUAUUUAAUGCCUUAUUGUAACCCUCUAAGAGGUUUCCAUGAUUUCUCUCUGUUGUCACAGUAUAUAUGUUCGAAUGUUUGCUGUAGUUUCCAUCCUAUAAUUUUCUGACUAAAGGUCAUCUACCAUUUUCCUACCUGACAGACCUAGAAAAUGUCUUUGUUUAUCCCGAAUAGUCCCUAGUUAUCUAUCAGAUUUUUUUCCUAAGUCCUACUUCUAGUAAUUCCUUCCAGCCUUACUAGCUUCCUAUAUGAGCAAUCUGGUUCCACUUCAUAAUUUACAAUUUUUGUCCAUUUCUCAUCAGCAUCUUGGACUCGAUGUCAAAAAGGUAUUAGCAACUGUACCUGCAGUUUCAUUGCUUUUCUUAGACUGAAUAUCACAUAUGCUCUCAUUAUUCCUAAAGCACUGAUUUUUUACCUGGAAGGCUUCAUGUAGUUUGUAUGAAAAUCAUAAACUGCAUUUUCCUUUUACUGCAACAAGCAGAGGCACUUUGUAGUGUUAUUUGCAGUAGCUGUUACAGCAGAUUAAGCCCUGUAUUAGAGGGAAAAGCACAAAAACCUUAUCAGACUUGUAGCUACUCUUUCUCUCCACAGGGGAAAAUAAGGCCCUAGUACAGCUGAACAGUUUCAUAAAUGCCCUGCACAAAACACAUUGCACAUUAAUUUUUGGUAUGUAUAAUCAUACAUCAUCCAAUUAAAUACAAAAAAUACUUUUUUUUAUGUUCUUAUUUUUACAUGCAGUUCUGUCCAGAAAAUGAUGCAUUUCCUUCUGUGUCUUGCCAGUUUCCCCAUUACUCUAGCCUGCCUAAUAGCUCCAUCUGGUUUUGGCUGAGAAAUAUUAAUGACCAGCAACACUGAGAGCCCUGGCAAAUCAGCAGAGAUAUUAUUCUUAGCAUUGUUCAGGACAUCCCUUCCUACUCUGCCAGAUACUGUAUGGGUGUUCCUCAGGCUUCAGUGCAGCAACAGGAGAGCACAGCAAAUUCAGCAAGUAGGGUGAGAAUCAUUAUUUAUGAACUUCAACAAGAUCUAAUACAAUAGACGGUGGGACUGCUAAAAAAAAAAAAAAAAAAAAAAAAAAAGAAUGUAUCAUUGUUAGCUCAAAAAUAUUUCAGUUUUAGGAAAAGAAAUCAGUUUCUGAAACUCCAGUAAGUGAGACUGGAACAAGUCACUAGUAGACAAUGACAGCCAAUAACCUAGUAUUUCCACUGCUAUAUUAAAAAUGCAGAAGCAUUGAUAGCUAAAUGAAGUCAUUUUUACUGUAGUAAUUAAUAAUGUAUAUUUAGACGGUGUGUUUAGAUCCAAACACCUAGGUGAAUUAGGGAUUGUUUGAAGAUUGUUACUUUGGUUCACAAUAUAAAAUUAUGUUUGGAAAAGCUUCUGGCUGUGCACAGUAAAUUAUGGCUCAGGAAAUUCUUACAAACCUAGAUUGAGAAAUACCUUGCUCUUGUAGGAAUUUGUUUUCAUCAGUAGUCAUACAUACACAAAGCAAGACACAGAGUCCUUGAGAAUUUCAAAAGGAGUUGUGUACAUGUCAGUUGACUGGAACAUUUUUCUCUUAUGACUACUUGGAAUUUGGGGUUUGUUUUCUCUGCAGAGUAGAAUUAUUAUGAUGAGUUGAAAAAAUAAUCUGGGAAUUAAACAGCCAGCCAAAUAUUUAUUUGUGUGAUGGAUCAUAUGAAUUUUUUUGUCCAGACAUAUUGAUGGGUACUGCAAUGGAAUUCUUAACUCAUUGAGAGUGUUGGAAUGCAAAAGAUCUGAAACCCAGGCUAUGAAUUUAGUAGGUGGCCCACCUGUAGUAAAUUCUGUGGGUUGUAAAAUUCAUGAAAGUCAGCACUGAGAUUAAACUAUUGUCAGCUCAGAUGUUUCAUUUGUUUCAAUUAUUUGGAUUCCCACAUUGCUCCUUCAGUGCUCAUAAGAAAAAGAAAAAAAAGAUAAUAGCAGCUUGAUAACAGUAAGUCUGACUACCCAGACAUUUUUCAAUUGUCAGCACUGAGGUCAAUGGUUGGGGCGAAGCUGGAGUUAGCAAGGUUUGUAGAAUUUCUUCUUUAGAUCUGCCUUUGGAUCUGUUCCAUCUGUGCUCUCCAGUGAUGCUAUAAGGAAAAGCAAAGCUAUCCAAUGCUGAUUGAUCCAUGAACUUUUCAUCCAGUCGGAACUAACCACCAGCAUCAGGAAGGAAGCUGCACUGCUGUCUGCUUUGAGGUUUUUUAGAUGGCAAUAGUGAGUUCAGUAUGAAAUCUAUUAUUCUGAUGAUAGACUUUGCUGAGCUGCUCUGCAUAUUAGAUGUAUACUCACCAUGAGUGACAGAGGCCCCUUGGGGUUAGGGAACCCAGCAGUUCGCUGGUUCAGAAUGAAAACAAGAGAUGUGUGUAUCUUCCCUCAGCACCUUGCCCAGUGUUUACUAAUUUUAUUAGCACCAAUUAGACCAGCUGGUCUGAGACUGUGUUCAGGCUGGGCAGUCAGCUUCUGCUGCCUGUGUUGAUAAGAGGACAGAUAAACAAAAUUAUGCUUUCUGUUCAUAACAGCAAUAAAUAUUGCAAUAUGGGUUCAAAUGGCUCAUGGAGGGUUUACAUCUUUUACUUUUCACUGUUAGGGAAAAAAAAAAAAAAAAAAAAAAAGCGAUGAGUUCUGUAAGGACUCACAAGAAUUAACAUUCACAGAGAUUCAUCAAUGCUAAAUAUCCACCAAGUUAACCUGCCAGUUUUUGUCAUGAAUGCUGAGAAUACAGGCACUGUCAUCUUCUCUCUGAUUAUACUUUGUUACCAUAAAUUCGGUCUCAAAAGAACCCUCUAAGACUUAGUUUGAAGUUUUAAAAGUAAGGCAUUCUUUAUUGCAUUGCUGGAUGCACAAGGGAUCAUUCCACUUAACGUGCAUGCCAAAAGACAAGGGCACACUUAUUAUAUACAAUAAAGCAAAUUAAUAUUCAUGUAAUUUCCAAGAAGUACACACCUAUUUCCAGAUAAACUAAUGCAUAUGUUAAUACAUUGGGCAAGCUUACUAGCAGUUGGGGAAGGGUCCCUGAGGGGCUUCAUAGGUGUCUGCUGGUUUAUCUGCCCUGUCCAGGGAUGUACCCAUCACAGUUGCAAAAAUUAUGUCCUUGGGCACAUUCUUGUCUGAAGCCCCUUACAGCAAUUAGUGCCAACUGCUUGCAGGCAUCAGCUAGCAGGCAUCAACUUCAUAGAGCAAAACAAGUGCAUGUAAUUAAAAAAACUCUCUGAAUCAGGUGACCCAAGACCCAAAUAUUUUAUAUUUUUUGUUGCUUUCAUUUCCAUUUUCAUGUGUGAAAUUAGCAGUUUGCAAAACUUUUUAAUUUUCUUAAGCUGAUACAGCUUUCUUCUGCAUCAAUCAGACUUGCAAGUUGUCUGGGGUGAAGAAUAGAUCUGACAGGUUGUUGAGAUGUCCUCAGCACCACUUCAGUGCAGAGAGACCUUUUCUUGUAGCCUGGGGGAGUUUUCUUUCUUUUGUGCUAUCACAGGUUUUAUUUCUAUCUUAGUAGUGUCUCUUCCAGUAAGUACAAAAGACUAUUGGCUUGUGCUAGACCACUGCAUGUGUUCAUUACUAAAGCAAUGUUUCUGGCAUGGCAUCUGGGCUUUCACAGAAAUUUAUUCUGCAGGAUUUUUUUCCAAUUGUAGUCUUCAAGCCGACAUCUGAGAGAAAAUCCAGCAAUUUGAAGAUGUAAGGAAGGGAUCAAUAUGCUUUGUUUUAUUUUUAACAUAUUAAUAUUGUUCAAGCUUUUCUGCCCACUACUCCCAUAUAUCUUCCAGAAAAAUGCUGUUUUGAGAAGAAUUAUUGCAAGUAAUCUAGUGGGACUGAAAUCAGCAGCAUAUAUGGAGAUAAGUAACCUGUUCAAGCCAUAAGUUUUAGCACAAGUUUCUACAAUUUACAAAUUUACUAUUAUUUCUGUAGGUCUCAAUUUAAGGAUCCUUCUUCAGCCAGCCCUUUCUCAGGUUUUCUGUUUUUUCUCCACAUUCCCAGUCUGCUGCACCCCUACAUCCAUGUUUAUACAUGCCUUAGGUAAGUGUUGGUAGGUAUUUUAAGGACAAUAUAGACAGUUUCCACAGUGCUGAGGUCUGGUUAUAACAAUUGCAUAGAAAAAGUUAUCUUUCUGUUGCUGGUUCCCUUAAACUAGCAGAACUCAUUUCAAAAAUAAGAGAAAAACAAAUACUUGGGUUGGUGGGGGAGAUGAGAGUGAGAGACUUAGGCCUUUAAUACUGUUAAUGCCAAGACAAGAUCAGGUUGCUUAGGACCUGACACAUUACUACAAGUUGGUAGCCAUGCAUAAGAUGACAAUAGUGAUUCUGUGUGACUCUGGAAGAAACUGACUUUAGAAGACUUGUCAUAGAUCAUUUAGUCAGAGGCCAUAGGUUUCACAUUUCCUGUGGAUUUGAAUUGCCUUUCACAAAGCCCUCUCACAGUAGCAUGAUUUCCAAUGGACAAGCACUAACAAGUAUAACAAGUGUAUAAACACUUCCUUUCCUUCCAAACUCACUAUAGAUCAUGAUGGUAUUACUUGCUCUGUUUCUCCGCUCUACAGCAGAGGCUCCAAAACCUGAAGAAAGGUAGCACCGAAGUGAUCUAAACACCAAAUGUACCUUGCAGUGCCAGAAUCCUUAGGAUUUUAGGUGCUCAGCUGGAAGCAUUCAGGCCAUGCAACUUGGUGGCUGUUUGAGACACAUGGUGUUGGAGUUGGUCCCCUUAGUUUCCUCUGAUAGUCAGUAGUAAGCGGACCUCAGCAAAGGGCUUUUCUGUUCACCUAAGCACUCCAUCACCCUUUCCUCUCUGACUAGCAGAAAAGGUUACAAUGCUGAUGGUCCCCAUGCAGGUGUCUCAGGAGUAGACCUGCCCAAAGAAACAUGGGACAAAUCUGGGCCAAUGAGCAUCAGUAUGAGCCACCACCUACUCAUUUAUAUUGCCGGUGGCAAAAUCCCCUGGAAACUAAGCAGCAAGUGCUACCAGGCCAUAUACUCAAUAUUAGCUGACAAAACCAACGAUCUAUAUGAUGAAAAAAAUAUGGGCAGAUCAGCCAUGGGAGGGGAAUGAUUUGUGGACUCCAGAAACUGAUACAGGUUGUGACAGACAGCUUGUGCUAACAGCCAGGAAAGCGCUCAUUUUCAGCACAAAGAUGUGGGCUUCAUAAUGGUAGUUAAAAUAUUGCCCCCAUCAUUGCUGGUUAAGUUGUGCAACAUUCAUUGCACUGUAUUAUCACUGUGCAGCUCUGCUGAAUAUGGGUGUAGUAUUUGCAGUGUAUCAGCCAGUGCUUUUCCAAAAGUGCAUGUAAGAAAUCUGUGAGAAACAAGGGGAAAAAAAAAACCAAAAAAAAACCACCCAACCAGUAGCAGUCUUUCACAUGUGUUUCUUCUUAAGACUCAAGCGUCAUUCCUUUUCUAUCGUGACCAAGGUGAUUCUACAUUCUCCAGGGGAAAAUUGGGAUGUCGGAACCUUUAGGGUGAACCAUGCAUGAAACAAGGCUUGUAGUUUUCUUGCAAGGCCUGUGGCACUGAAGGGUUUUGAAUCUUCAACUCACCACUAUGUCAGUACAUUACCGGAUUGGCUGGCCUUCUGCUUGAACUAAUACUGAAAUCUUUUGUUUGUCUCCCCAGGUUGGGGAUAUAUUCUUAAGUAACAUUUCAGGAAAGGAAAAAAAAUGUGUCUUCUUUCCUUCUGCUGCCCCAUCUCCCAAGCACUUCCCCCUCCAGGGUUAGACUGAGACAACUUGCAUUUAACACAAACCACUUAGUUUACAUGUAUGCUUCAGUCUGGGUGUAAGUUUUCUAGGUGACAAUUUUAUCAAGGAAAAUACUGUUUAGAUUGUGUGUGGGGGAAAAAAAAAAAAAAAAAAAAAAAGCUUGUAAAUAUUU
Molecule: messenger RNA, 12052 nt
Organism: Athene cunicularia (burrowing owl)
Lineage: Eukaryota; Metazoa; Chordata; Aves; Strigiformes; Strigidae
Gene: LARGE1
Product: LARGE xylosyl- and glucuronyltransferase 1
Exons: 16
Coding region: 226-2496 (756 amino acids)
Biological process (GO): protein O-linked glycosylation via mannose
Molecular function (GO): xylosyltransferase activity; glucuronosyltransferase activity
Source: RefSeq, a predicted model, not a curated record